Parastagonospora nodorum SN15 is the source of this 801-nucleotide messenger RNA. RefSeq lists its product as hypothetical. Lineage: Eukaryota; Fungi; Ascomycota; Dothideomycetes; Pleosporales; Phaeosphaeriaceae. Gene Ontology annotation, molecular function: nucleobase transmembrane transporter activity. The record is from RefSeq and is a predicted model, not a curated record. Gene Ontology annotation, biological process: nucleobase transport; transmembrane transport. The transcript is spliced from 4 exons. Bases 1 to 801 code for a protein of 266 amino acids. Gene Ontology annotation, cellular component: plasma membrane.
AUGGCGAACCGAUUCCCUGCUUCCGCACAUAUGGACACUAGGCAGUUCAUUGGCUGGAUCAUCUUCAAUGUACUGAUGAUUCCCAUCCUCUACGUCCGACCGGAGAAGAUAAAGUGGGUCGUACUGUGGAUGAACGCUGUCAGCUUUGUGACGCUCCUUGCAAUGACCAUAUGGCUUCUCGCAAAGGCGGGCGGUGGAGGGCCUUUAUUGAAGCAGCCAGCGACUGUAAGCUCGAGUUCGGAAUUGGGAUGGAGCAUCACCUCUGGGGUAACGACGGUCGUUGGAGGGAUCGCUGUCGGACUCACAAAUCAGAUGGACUACUCUCGCUUCGCUAGGAGGCCGGGCGAUCAAAUUAUCGGCCAGUGGGUGUCUAUCAUUGCUUUUGGUACUAUCAUGCCCACUCUUGGCUGUCUUUGCGCCUCAGCCUCGAAAGCAGUUUACGGUGAAGCCAUAUGGAAUCCUCCGGACCUCGUGCAGAAGUGGCUUGACACGGACUACACAGCCGGUUCUCGAGCCGCUGCAUUCUUUGCUGGUGUGGGACUUGUAGUCUGUCAGCUUGCCAUCAACACAAUUGACAAUGCAUUUUCGGCUGGCAUGGACAUGGCAGGUCUAUUCCCGUCAUACAUCAAUAUUCGACGAGGAGCCUAUGUUGGACUGGUGCUGAGCAUAGCCAUGUGCCCUAAGGAGACUUCUCUCUUCCGCCGGCGAAGGAAGCUGAAGCUAUCCGACCUCUAUCACCCUGCUUCGUGGCGUGGGCAAUUGGCUGGGGUUACUUGCUGCCCGGUUUCGCACACGCUGUGA